This is a messenger RNA of Portunus trituberculatus (swimming crab), 5748 nucleotides long. Its product is annotated as mediator of RNA polymerase II transcription subunit 15-like. NCBI's taxonomy places the organism in Eukaryota, Metazoa, Arthropoda, Malacostraca, Decapoda, Portunidae. The record is from RefSeq and is a predicted model, not a curated record. The transcript has 3 exons. Bases 709 to 3111 code for a protein of 800 amino acids.
GAAAAGCAGAAAAAAUGGGAGCGGGUGACCGGGGCACACUUGCCUGUAACAAGCAGCUGUGUGAGCACUUUAAAGUAACCUCCCAUUACUGGUAGGGCAGCCUGUAGCUCUGGAGGUGUCUGGACACUCCGCCAAACCCACGCACUUUCCCUGCUAAACGCUCAGACUCCCCGCGGCUCACACAUUAUACCCUGGUUUACUCUGUGAAGAAUGACUACUUAUCGAGUCUGAGCACCUGCAGAAAGAAAGAAAGUGAAGAAAAGCCUUGAAGGUGUGAAUUAAAUAAUACCAAAGUGGCAACGCAUCUCGCCGAGGCUGGCCUGAGAUGGCGAGGGUCAGUAUGGUGACGGAUGCUGAGCUGAGUGGACGGACGCCGCGCACUCCUCCGCCGCCAGCUUUGUAGUUCCUGUCUCUCACGUUGUCUUAACAGUUAACUAUUUUGUCAGUGGUCAAGGCGUGUGCGUGUCGGUGUGUGCGCGUGGUGGCGGCAGCAGAGGAAAGUCAGAUUCCCUGUUGACACCACCACGUUAAAAGCUGUUGACACCAAUACCACCAACGGGUUGACUGCAGCAGUAGACCUGACACCACUGAGGCUGAAGGCACAACCACGGCUGUAACGCUCCUUAUCGACCCUACACCACCCAAGGGGGUGUAAUACAGACCUCAAGAGUUCGAUUUUACCCCGAAGGCCCUGACAUCACCAACACCAUGCUGAAGUUUCGCGUCACCAACAGCACUAAAGCCAGACGGGCGGCGGAGGCUCAAAGAAAAGCCCUGGAGGAGAAGUUGCAGAUGGAAUGGGCCUGGAAGCCGAUGGCCGCCAUGAUGAACGACGCCCAGUCAGAUCUGGUGUACUGGAUCCCGCCUCUAUACAGCUCUAACCUUCUGGCAGCCGCCGCCGCAGCAGCAGCAACACCACAGUCGCGACGUGCCUCUGCCGUUGCCGCAGCAGCAGCAUCGCAGUCUCGUCGCGCCUCCGCCGUUGCAAUCCCUCAGCCACGUCGCUCCUCUCUGCCUCGUUCUUACGUAAGUGGAGUACCCACCCCGCCUCGCCGCCCUUCCCUCACCCGCACCACCCUCACUCGACCCUAUGGAGGUUCCUCGCAGAGGAAAAGGCGCCUGGCCCAAAGGCGCCCAAAAAUGUCUCUUGGUAAUAUCACACCCACCGAGAUCAACGUAGUUCCUCCUCCACCAGAGGUGCACUGCCGUGCAUGCGAACACGAAGCGGAAAUCACAGCCUCCGGAAACGAUACCGACACCGACAGCGGCAUGCACGAAGCCGCUGCCCACGAAUUGCCCGGUUUUCCCCUUCAGCAACACUCUCAUGAUCCCCAUCACCCACCACACUACUCCUCCCAGCCUCACCACGACCACCAGGCUCCCCACGACCCACAGCAAGAGCAGCAGAUGCCUCCCCCGUACUCUCAGGACCACAUGUCACACAUGCAGGAUCACCAGCAGAUGUCCAGUGGUUAUUCACAGGAGCACCAGAUUCAAGGAUACCCACAAGACCACCAAGCACCAGGAUACUCACAGGAACACCAGGUCCCCGGCACUUAUCCGCAGGAGCACCAGGUCCCCGGCACAUAUCCACAGGAGCACCAGGUACCCGGCACCUAUCAGCAGGAACAUCAAGUGCCCAGUACUUAUCAACAAGAGCACCAGGUGCCUGGUACUUAUCAGCAAGACCACCAGGUGGCCGGUACCUACCCACAGGAGCAGCAAGUCCCCGGCAGUUACCCAGAAGGCAGCUAUUCCCAGGACCAUCCACACGCACAAGACCACCACCACCACCAGCAGCCACAGGACAUAUCUCAGGAGCAUCAAGAUCAUAUGCUUCACCAGCAAAUCUUGUAUCAUGAACAUCAACUGCAGCAGCUGCAGCAGCAACAAUAUCAGCAAUACUACACGCACCAGUAUCAUCAGCAAUACCAGCAGAAGCAGCAGCAGCAACAGCAGCAGCAGCAACAGCAACAACAGCAACAGCAGCAGCAGCAACAGCUCCAGCAACAACAGCUUCAUCAGCAGCAGCAACAGCAGCUUCACCAACAACAGCUUCACCAGCAACAGCUCCAUCAACAACAACAUCAACAGCAUAUGCAGCACCAACAUCAUGCUCAGCAUCCACACCACCAGCACCACCAGCACCCAGGACCACCCCCGUCUCAGUCGCAGCAGCACGCACGACAGUUCCAACACCACCCGCAGUGUAAGCAGCGCCACAUGCAGCAACAUCCGAUAUCCACCAUCAACGAGGAAGGCUCAGUGACAGCCAGCAUCACACCUUCCGCUGCUCACCAAGCUGCCAUCGCCCGUCAGCGUCCCUUCCGCCGCUCCACCAUCAAACGCAAGUAUGUCCACGAACCAGACAUCGUGCGGCGACACUCAGAGCCAGUUAACAAGCCCAAGAGCGCGCCCACGCUGCUCAGACUCUUGGAGAAGGUCUCCCAAAUUCACAGUGUACCUUUUAAGGCUGGUACUUCUAAAAACAAAAACAAAGCUAAGAACUUCUUCUCUCGUGACGCCGAAACUCGCUGUUACGGCAGCAAAAAGAUAAAACGUCCUUCUGUUAAGGUCUACAAUGCUCCUAGCCGCAUGUCCAGCCGCCGCUCAAAGUCCUCACAGGAAGAGGAUCCUCGUUUCUUUGUGUCCCUUGAUCAGCAGGCUGGAAUACCCCCUAUUCCCACACCCGUGGCGGCAGCAGCUGCAGAAGCCGCAAAGGGGCCACAAGCUGGAGCCAGUAAAACUCCCCGCAAGUCACUCUCUGGUGACACUUUUGAAUCGCGUCAUGCUCACUUACAGAUGGUACUGCGGCUACUGUCACAACUUUACCAGGACAAGGUGGGCCGCCAGGACACAGAAAUCAAGAUGCUCAAGACUCGCGUUCAAACACAAGACAAACACCUCAAGAAGAUGGCCAACCUGCUGCUGCAGCUCCGCGAGGAUGUGGCCAAGCUGAAGAGCUUCCAUCAGCCUCAGCAUCAGCAACAGCAACAACAGCAGCAACAAGUGCCGCGAGACCCGAGCCAGGUGACUGCCAAGGACCAAACAACCACCACUCUCCUUAGCAUCAAGGUGGGCGACGAAGGAAAGACCACUAUUGAUGUGUAGCAUAAGCUUCCUCCCCCUCCCCCCUCCUUCUCCACCUGCCCCGACCUUCCCCUAUCUCCAUCCCCGAUUCCAUCCACACCUUCUCAACCUCCAACCCCACUUCCCACGCCUCCUCCCGCCCGCGCUUCUAACCCAAGCCUACAUACAUUGCAAACUGGAGCCUCUUCCCCCAUCACACAUCCCUCACACCCGUCACCUCAGUCUUCCUGUAAUUCUCCCUCCCUUUCCAUCCGCUCCACUCCUAGUCCACGCCAUUCACCCCGGGCAUCGCCCUCCCCACGCUCCCCACAUCUCCCAACUGGUCGCUACGGCCGUCCCACCUUCCACACAUUCCGCCCCGGGACUUCAUCACCAUCGUGUAACUCCCCUCUGCGCUCCACUCCCAGUCCUCGUCCCUCCCCACGCGCCUCGCCUAUUCCACCCUCCCCUGACACUGGACCACCCACACCUAAGAUUUCUCCCGGACAGCAGCACGGGAAUAUUACAAAGGGCGAAAACAUAAAUACACCCUGAAGUCAAUAAAGUAUGUGCAACCACGCUCCAAAGUGUCCACGUAAGCAAGCGCGCGCGUACACACACACACACACACACACACACACACACACACACACACACACACACACACACACACUCCUUGGUGCUCAAGCUGGACUCUAGAUCACAAAUGUGCGCGUCUCAAAGGAUCAUAAUAAUACUCAGUGUUGACAAGAAGUACCACGUAGGUACACAAGUAGCUCAUGCAUAUACUAUAUAUAUAUAUAUAAUAUGUGUAAUAGAGGACUUGGUGUUUGAAGUUUAUAUACAUAUAUACAUACACGAAGAUAAAUACUAUUUUGAAAUCAAUGCCUGUCAGAAUUAAUGCUCUAAAGAUUUCAUGUCACCUUGGCUCCCAAUCUACAAUAUUAUUUUUCUGAAAACUCUUGGUGUUUAUACGUAUAUUAGAUCGAUGUUCAAGAUGGAAGUACACACACACACACACACACACACACACACACACACACACACACACACACACACACACACACACACACACACACACACACACACACACACACACACACACACACACACACACACACACACACACACACACACACACACACACACACACACACACACACACACACACACACACACACACACACACACACACACAUAAUCCUGAUGUUACCCUUAAAUUACCAUUAUAAUGAUGACAAUAGUUAUAACAAUAAUAAUAGUAUUGAUAACGAUAAUGAUAAAAAAUAGAUAAUAAUAAUAAUAAUAAUAAUAAUAAUAAUAAUAAUAAUAAUAAUAAUAAUAUUAUCAUUAUUAUUAUAAUAAUGACGAUAUGAUGUUAAAAAGAAUGACAGUGAUGAUGAUGAUAAUCAUGAUAAUGAUCAUGAUAAUAGUAAUGAUAUUAUUGUAAUAAUCAAUAAUGACAAUUUAAAUACCAUUUAUUGUGAGGAGUGGUGAGCCGCCUCCUGGCUCUUGGUGCUCCGCCGGAAGCACCACCCACACCCCGACCCAAUAGUGUGUAAGUGUGACGCGGGGCGCGAUGCAGCGUCACCUGUGUUGCGCUGGCGGGCAGGGACGUGGCGGCUCCGUGAAGGUCCAGAAGUGGCCGAGACGAUGAUGGCCGAGAUAAACAGGUGCAUGCCAACACCUGUGUAAACUCCUUGAUUAAUGGUCACAGUGUUUUGUGUGUGUGUGUGUGUGUGUGUGUGUGUGUGUGUGUGUGUGGGUGUGUUGCCUGUCUCUCUGUCUUAUCUGUCUAUCUGUCUGACUGUCUGUAUGUUAUCUGUCUGACUGUAUGUUACCUGUCUGUGUGUAUGUAUGUUACCUACCUGUCUAUCUGCCCGUACGUCUACCUGAAUAUUGAUGUUGUAUCCAGACGGAUGCACCUUCCCCAGCCGCCCUAUCGGGUCCGGCCGGGGCGGAAUAGCAAUAUCGCGCUAUAUUGCACACAGUCAACGUGGUCUUGUACUUCCCUUUUUACCUCCGCCAUUUAUACCUCGGCCAUUUCUGCACGACACACUUGUAGUUGACUUAAUAUUGGACUCUUUGUUGUCAAAUGAGAAUAUCUGUUGUCGAACAAGAUCCCUUCGUCAGGCUCCAGUAACACGCAGGCGCCCCGCUCACAGCAAAAAUUUGGGUAUUAAUACCGAUCACGUUCAUUCAUUUGUUGUUCACGGCGCCGAGACAAACUAUUUGGCUUCAGUGUUUCAGCAGGUCUGUGUAGCAUAGUCUGUUGUUUUACCGGAAAUGACGUCAUUGUUGUUGCCAAACUGAGCAUAGAAUUUUUUUUCGAUCACAUCUCGUCGGUACCCCUUCCCUCUCCCUCCCACCUUACGUCCACUCACUCCUCACGCCUCGCCUUCGCCUUGUUUGCUCUGUGGCAAAUCGCAGACACAUCUAGUCAUUUUUUACAGUUUUUUACAUUCGUACUUGACAAAACUGUACAAUCUACUCUGCCCAAGCUGCCCCUUCUCCUCGUCUUCUACAAAUAUUCUUGGGUAUAUCUCAAAUGUACGAAUCUUUCAAACUAUUGUUCUUACCUAGUGAAUGUUAGUAGAAAAAAAAUAUAUUUGUUCCCUGUUAAAAAAAAGAUUUAUCUGUUAUGUGAAAGGAAAGCAUAUAUAUUAUCCUUAAACGUUA